ACGCCCGACAGACACAUUUCACUCAUAACCAUCAUGGCAUGGCGGAAGAAGAGUCGUAUAUAUAGAAAGAGCAUGGAACAGACAGACACCCACCCAUGCGGCACGUAUAAAUAUACAGACAGACAUGUGCUACCUCGCGCCCCUCAUGUUCGCCCCUCCGAACCCGUAGACCGUGUUGAGCCUCGUCCCCACACUCACCUUGUCAGGGUUGAUCUGACCAUACUGAUUGGGACCUGCAUCAACGACAACACACACACACACACACAUACACACACGAGAGUGGAGAAGACCAUGCGUGUCGCUUGUUUCUCACCUGGCACCCCCCGUCUCAGCUUAACGUAGUAGUCAACGAAAUUGUUGCCCUUGCCCUUGGUGAAUGGAAAGGCAGGGGCCUUCGCUUCGGUCAGACCUGACGUCAGCGGGCCCUCCUUGUACCCCUUAUAGUGACCAGGACUGUCAAAACACACACACGCAGGCAAACACGUGUCUCUUGCUCCAUCUCUCUCUCUCUCUCUGUGUCUCCGUCACACACACCCGGGCGCGUCACUUUUCUUGAGGGCCUUAAUUCUCUCCCCUCCCGAUUUCUUGACAUCAAACGCCGGAGCCCCCAUGUGCGGCUUCACCUUCUCGUACUUAUACGCAUUCGGCGCUGGGCUCUGGUGCGCCUUCCACACGGCAUUCUCCAGGAAGGUCUUUUUCCUGCCCUUGGAGGCCGGCCCGCCCGUGACCCGUGGCAAGGUGACGUCAAGGGCGUCGGCCUUGUACUGGCCGGGGCCGGGCUCUUUGCUCUUGUGCUUUGGCACCGACAGACAUGAACUGCAUGGACGUCGAAAGGAGAAAUGUCAGUCCAAGUGGGUCUGGUGUGGUGGUGUUCAAUCGUCAAUUUGUCUGUGUCCUGCUGUGUGUGGUGUGUCUGGAAUGUAUUGUAUUGUGUGGUGUGGUGCUGGUGCCCUCACUCUCUCAAUGACUCACUCACCCCUUGUCCAGCCCUGAUUUCGAGAAGCUCCACACUCCCGCACUCUUCUUCCCUUCCUCAGCCCACUGCAUCCACCCCACACACGCACCACACAAACCCACACAUAGAGAAGCAUGCGAAAGGCGAAACCAACACCAGGGAGAGCCCUCCCCCGGCCACAUACAUUGGAUGCCUUGACGUACGUUCCCGGCCCUGGCACCGCUCUCGCCUGUUUGAUGAUUUUGUCGGUGAGGGCGCUGGCUUUCUCCUUGGGGAAUAUGAUGUUCGGCAGCUUGUCUGGCGGGAAGUGCCUGCGGGGGGCCUGAUAGUCCUCAGAGAUGUCCACCACACCUGCGUCACACGCAAGAAGCAACGUGCCACAACCGAUGGGGCCGGCCAGAAACGGAUCAUGCAGCUUACUCACCUGUGUCAACGAGGAAUUCCCCCAUCUUUGCCAGGCCUUUCCCACUCUUAGCUCAAAGCAGCC
Vitrella brassicaformis is the source of this 1442-nucleotide messenger RNA. The record is from the annotation of a GenBank genome assembly. NCBI's taxonomy places the organism in Eukaryota, Vitrellaceae.